Dujonia railenensis is the source of this 1614-nucleotide messenger RNA. The record is from the annotation of a GenBank genome assembly. Lineage: Eukaryota; Fungi; Ascomycota; Pichiomycetes; Serinales; Debaryomycetaceae.
AUGUCUACAGAAGGACCAGAAGCAGUGGCAGCAGCAGUUGCACCAGCGGCCACAGGAGCGAAAUCGGUUGAAAAGAAGAAUAACAAGAAAUCCAAGAAGAAUGAUCAAUUCUUGUUGAAGACCCCAAAGGGUACUAAGGAUUGGGCUGAUAAAGAUAUGAUCUUUCGUGAAGCCAUUUUCAGUUCGUUGACUACUCUUUUCAAGAAACAUGGUGGUGUGACUAUUGACACUCCAGUUUUUGAAUUGAGAGAAAUCCUUACUGGUAAGUAUGGUGAAGACUCCAAGUUGAUCUACAAUUUGGAAGACCAAGGUGGGGAAUUGACCUCUUUGAGAUACGAUUUAACUGUUCCAUUUGCUCGUUUUGUUGCCUCUAAUAACAUCAGCAACAUUAAACGUUACCACAUUGCUAAGGUAUACAGGAGAGAUCAACCGGCCAUGACUAAAGGUAGAAUGAGAGAGUUCUACCAGUGUGAUUUCGAUGUUGCCGGUGUCUACGACUCUAUGGUUCCAGACGCUGAAAUAUUGAGUGUUAUUGUCGAAGGUAUGACCGGCUUGGGAAUUAAGGAUUUCAAGGUUAAAUUGAAUCACAGAAAGAUCUUGGAUGGAAUUUUCCAAGCUUGUGGUGUCAAGGAAGAAGAUGUCAGAAAGAUUUCAUCGGCCGUUGAUAAAUUAGAUAAGUCUCCAUGGGAAGUAGUCAAGAAGGAAAUAUGUGUUGAAAAGGGACAAUCUGAAGAAGUUGCUGACAAGAUCGGAGAGUUUGUCAAGAUUAACGGAACAAUUCGUGAAGUUGUCGAAAUUUUGGCCAAGAAUGAACUUUUAGCUAGCAACGAAUCCGCCCAAGCUGGUAUUACAGACAUGAAGUUAUUGGCCGACUAUGUUGAUGCUUUUGAAGUCGGCCCAUGGAUCAGAUUUGAUUUGUCGUUAGCAAGAGGUUUAGAUUACUAUACUGGUUUAAUUUACGAAUGUGUCACAGAGGCCUCAGCACCACCAAAGAACGCUCAAGAAUUGAAAGAGAAGAAGUUGAAGGAUGCCAAGAAGAAGAAGGAUGCAAACACUGAAGACGACGAUGCUUCUGAAUAUGUUGGUGUCGGAUCUAUCGCCGCUGGUGGUCGUUACGACGGCUUAGUUGGUAUGUUCUCCAACGGUAAGUCUAUUCCAUGUAUCGGUAUAUCAUUUGGUGUGGAAAGGAUUUUCUCUAUCAUCAAGGCUAGAGCUGCUAAGCAGUUAGAAGCCGUCAGUGGGUCAGAAACUGACUGUUACGUGAUGGCCUUUGGUGGUGGCGAAGGCUGGACUGGAUUCUUGAAGGAAAGAAUGGAAGUUACCAAGCAAUUAUGGGCUGCAGGCAUAAACACUGAAUACUUAUACAAGGCCAAAGCCAACCCUCGUAAGCAAUUCGAAGCUGCCGAGAAGAAUGGUUCCAAGGUAGCAGUUAUCUUGGGUAAGGAAGAGUUCCCAACUGGCCAAGUUAGAGUUAAAGUGCUAGGCCAAGGUAAUGACAGUGACGAAGGUGAAUUGGUGAAGAUUGAAGACGUAGUCAAAGUGGUUAAAGAGAAAUUAGAUUCCAUAAACACUGAUGGUUUGGAUGAAGUCACCCGUUUAAUCAAAGGGUUGUAA